Bursaphelenchus okinawaensis is the source of this 3899-nucleotide messenger RNA. The record is from the annotation of a GenBank genome assembly. NCBI's taxonomy places the organism in Eukaryota, Metazoa, Nematoda, Chromadorea, Rhabditida, Aphelenchoididae.
AUGUCUAAGAAUGUCUUGUUUGGAGCCGUUUGCUUGGCUUGCACGGAUACAAACGUUCCAUCCGAGUACCUGGAUGCUGGGGAGUUGAAUAUUCCACAAGCUGAGAGUUUGCUAGCUACACCUCCGGCUAUUUCAUUAGCUUUGGGACGGUUUUUCGAUUUGAAACGUUUACAACAUCAAAACUUAUGUCAGUAUCUUGACCUACAGUCGUGUAGAACUGGUAAGAAAUGGACAAGGAUUGCAUAAAAUAAUGUUAACAAUAUUUUCAGUGCAAAAUGUGAUCAUUUUCAUCUCGGAACAUUACGAGGACCGAUUAUGGGAUCAUUAUCUGUCAAAAAAGUGAGUAAGUUCUUUCUUUCACAUUGUUAUCUUCAAAGUUUAGUCUAACUAUCGAUCAAUGUUAUGCAGUAGCUGCUCAAAUAGUUGAUGCUGUGACUUAUCUACAUAAGAACACGGUUGUAGCUGGUCAACUUUCUUUGAACGACCUUGUAGUAGCCGGCAAAGAAGAUUUGACAGUUAAACUGUCACGUUAUGGAUUGUACCAUGUGGGAAAAGGAUGUGCUAAUCAUGUUAUUGGCAGCAUCUACUAUUUAGCGCCUGAAAGGAUAGCUACGUUGAAGUAUGAUUGUUACGCUACGUUUAAAUCUGACAUUUGGGCAAUUGGGAUUGUAUUAUUGGAGAUGUUUGGAGGCUUCAGAUUGAGCGACGUUUGGGGAUUGAAACAAAUGUUGUCAGUUCUACAAGGACUUAUUGUUAAAGGUAGGAAAUUGUUACUGUAAAAUUUGAUUUUUCUUCGUGAAAUAAGUUAUUUUUUUUAUUUUGGAAAAAUAUUAACUAAUAUAUAAUCCUUUGUUAAUUUUUGUCCAGGCUCGCUGAAAAGGUAUGUAUAUAAAUUCAAAGGUUAUAUGCAGGGCCGGGCGGGGACUAUUGGUCUGGGGGCAGGGGUCCAAAAAAUCGGCACAGGUAGCAGCUACCUGUGCCGACUUUUUGCGAAAAUUUUUUUCCAAAAAUCCACAGGGGGGACCACGUUCAAAUUUUUCGAAAAUUUUUUUCUGGGGGGGGAGUACCCCAUUCCGUCCCCCCCCGCUCGCGCCCGGCCCUGGUUAUAUGAUUACGAAUAAAAAAGUUACCGAGUUUUUGAUUUUUAUGUUCAUUUUCAGCUGAAAAAACAUCUUUGUAUCAACUUCUAAUUGACCGUGUUCAUUCCGUCUUUUCAAAGCCGGAACAGCUGAAACAGAUACCCAAAAACAUCAAAGAGAUCAUAUCAGAAUGUCUUCAGAUUUUACCGUCAAAACGACCGACAGCAGAAGUUUUACUGGAGAAACUUAAAGUAAUAUCUAAGCAGAAUGAUAACAAAGAUAAUUACAAGUGUAAGUUGAUUUUUGAAAUAACGGCCAAAACUACGAUUUUUUAAAUUUAAAUUUACAUAAAAAUAUAAAUUUCAGGUAAAGUUAGAGAUUUGCUGGAUGACCGAUCGAAAGUACCAAUUGCUGUGCCUCAAAGACCUUUACAUGAGUUAUAUUACCUAUGGAACUUGUGCGGAUCCGAUGUUUCUUCGAUUUUAAUUCAUAAAAAGUUCAUUCAAAUGAAUGCACCAAUAAGGUCGAUACCUACUAUGGUGGUCGAUGACUUUCAACAGUACGGUAAUGAAGAGUGCAGGAAAGUACAGGUAUGUUUUUACAUUUUGAGUUAUAGUCACGUUGUAUUCAGUUUAAGAGCAAUAUUAAUACUAUAAAGGCCAUUUAUAGGUAACAACAGAUGUAGUUCCUUUGCCAUGCAAAAACCUGAACGAUCGUUUGAAGAUUCUGAAUUCAAUUCCCUUUCGUGACAGUAUCGAGAUCUCAAUAGAUGAUCGGAAAUAUGAAAAAGAAUUCACGAAGCAAUCUCUAGUUGUAAAAGAACGUGACAUUGAUUACCAAUGUCGCAGAAUGUGCAGAAUCUCAAGGUUAAUCAGAUGUUAUCCAUACAAAGGAGAUCUGUUGUUGAAGGAGUUGGCCAUAGAUGUACCUCCAGUCUAUCGUGCUGAUGCCUGGUUGGCCUUGCUGAAUUUGAACAAGCAUGAUCUUGAUGAUGUGCUCAGUGAUGUAGAUGCAUUGUCGGAGCAUCCAAGUGACAGGCAGCUGCAUGUUGAUAUACCGAGGUGUCAUCAGGUGGGUUUUGGUUUUUAAAUAGUGAUAGUAAUUUCAUUUGGUGAAUUGAUUUAAAAAUUUAUUUAAAAUAGGCUAAAAAGCUGCGAUAUUUGGCAGAACUAAUGUUGUAGCUCAAUCUUUUUUAUACAAUUUAAUAAAUCAAUAUUUUGCUAUUUGAUUAAACAAAUAUACUGUUUUUAGUACGACGAGUUAAUGGCCACUCCAGCAGCCCACCACAAGCUGAAAGUGGUGUUAAAGUCGUGGUUGCACAAGGAAACAGAUUAUGUAUAUUGGCAGGGAUUGGACUCCUUGGCCGCUCCUUUUGUAUACCUCAACUUCAACAAUUUGCCUCAAGCCUUCUCUUGCUUCAGAAAGUUCAUCGACCGGUAUUUGAACGGCUUUUUCGUCAAAGACAAUUCUGUUCUUAUUAAAGGUAAGGUCACUGAUAUAGAUAGUGGCUGUUCAAGUUGUGAAGGUAUUUGAAUAGGAUUGUCAGCCUUUACCGUAAGGUAAUACAUUUAACCUUUGAAAGUGACUGUAGUGUUAAAUGUUAGCUUUUAGGUAACAUUUUAGUUAAAGCUUUUUAUUUUACAUAUCUAUUCUUGUCUUUGACCCAUUUUCAAUAGUAAUAUGGCCAUAUUUUUAGAAUACCUCUCCGUGUUCAUGCAAUUGCUGGCCUUUGUCGAUGCAGAACUGUUCACUCACAUGCAAGACCUCGACUUUCAGCCAGAACUCUUUGCUUUCUCAUGGUUCUUGACCUGUUUUGCUCACGUAUUCCCCCUGCACAAGAUCUUCCACCUAUGGGAUUCACUUUUAUUGGCCGAUUCUUCCUUCCCAAUCUAUGUUGGAGUAGCUAUCCUGGUUCAGUUUAAAGAAAACUUGAUGAAUGCUCAGUUCAAUGAUGCUAUAUUAUUGUUCUCGGAUCUUCCGGGUAUGUUUGUUUAUAUUAAGUUAGCUGCCGCUGUAUAUUUAUACGAGUGAAAAGGUUAUUCGAAUGUUUUUAAACUUAGCAUUGCCAUUUCCAGAUGUCCGCAUAGACGGUGUAGUGUCGACUGCGUGGAAGUACUACAAUUCUGUACCGUCAGGUGUCACGUAUCGUGAACAUUCGUCAGAAAGCAAGAAAAGAGCUGGGUAUGGACUGGUUUCACAUCAAUAUGAAAAGCCUAACUACCUUGACUGUGCAGCUCCAUACGUUUAUAGUACUGAUUUAAAAAAGCUAAUCGCUUCGAAUGAAGUACUGAUGGUCGAUUUGAGAUCUGAUUUCUUGUAAGUUUAAUUUAGGUUAACUUUGAAGUCUUGAUAUUCAUCACAGUGGUAUCUUAUUCAAUGUGUGCCAAUGAAAUUCAUUAGCUUUUCAAUUGAUAUAAUGAUAUUGAAUCUUUCAGACAUCAUCGACUGAGUAUACCUGGAAGUUUAUGUUGUGCAUUCGAAGAAAACGGAUACACAUUGACGGCUUUUCAAUCUACAGUAGGAAAUGCUGUUGAAUUGGCGGCUAAAAAUGGGCAUACGAUCUGUCUGAUAGACGUUAAUCCAUUUGCGAAUGCAGUACAGGUAUGUUAUUCAUAAGACUAUUUUUUAAAUUUACUUCAAACAAAAAUGUAACUAGGUUUCGCCUUUCGUGUCUUUUUAUUUAUAGUAUAUUACGAUGUAGUACAAAAAAUGUCAUUUUUUUAAACAAAAAUAAUAUUUUAGGCUUCUUGGGACCUUGUAAGAUCGGCUACAAAUAGAGUUUGCAUAUAUGCGGACGAUCUUUCAAUGGCUUUCAACUAA